This is a messenger RNA of Cuscuta europaea, 876 nucleotides long. NCBI's taxonomy places the organism in Eukaryota, Viridiplantae, Streptophyta, Magnoliopsida, Solanales, Convolvulaceae. The record is from the annotation of a GenBank genome assembly.
CUCGAUUGGGAUGAGUUUAGAACACUAUUUGAGAAUGACAUGGGUUCAAUUAAAACAUCUGAUCCUUUAGGGCCAAAGGCAAUGGCGACAUUAUUAGUCUCAGCAUCUCUCAACAAUCCCUUUUCAUACUCGCAUAUCCCCAUUUCUUCAAGCAAACCCGUUUUAUUGUUCCCCAAUUUUCUCCAAUUUACCCCAGUUCAUCGUCACCCUAGCAACAGAAGCUCUUCUCGUGAUCAAAGAUGGCAUAAAGCUUUCGCUAAAAAUUCAAGCAAAAACGAGGAAGAAGAAGACCCAUCAAUCCCCUCAUGGGCCAAACCCGGUUCUAAAGAUCCGCCUCCAUGGGCUAGAGAUGAGUCCCAAAAAGAAUCUCUCAGCUUCGAGAUUCCCUUUUAUGUGUAUCUUCUUGCCUCAAGUAUCACUGCUAUUGCUGCCGUCGGGUCGGUUUUUGAGUACGUGAAUCAAAAGCCGGUUUUUGGUCUUUUGAACUCCGAUAGUGUAUUUUACACUCCUCUUCUUGGGUUCUUUGCUUUUACAGGCAUUCCCACUUCUGCAUAUCUUUGGUUCAAGUCAGUUGAAGUUGCUAACAAGGAGUCAGAUGAGCUAGACAAGAGGGAUGGGUAUCUUUAGCUUCUUAUACUCCAUCGCCCCUGAAAAAGGCUCCUUUCUUUUUUGGAAUGGCGAAAAAUAAGGUUCAUAAAAGUAAAAAUUGUGUGGUUCAUAUUGUUUCUUUCUAUCUCUGUAUAAAUGUCAUUCUAUGAAGCACAAAAACUCUCGGGAAACUCUACGCCCUUUUCAGAAACUCUACGAAAACUCUUUGAAAACUCCACAACGCCCUUUUCUUAUAUUAAAAGAUGAUGUUGAUCAUUCAUGUUUCCC